CCGCUCGCUCUGCAAGAUGGCGGCAGCAGCCGAGCGCGGCGCGGAGCUGCCCGCGGAGCCACCGCGGGGGGUUCGGCCGCCGCUGGCCCCCGAGGAGGUGGCGAAGCGCUUGGAGAGCACCCGGCGGGAGCUGAGCAACAGGCGCAAGAUCCUGCUGAGGAACCUGCCGGCCGAGAGCAGCAGCCAGGAAAUCCAUGACUUAUUUAAAGAUUAUGAAAUCAAGUAUUGUUACGUGGACAGAACUAAAAGAACAGCAUUCAUCACUCUGCUGAAUGGAGAGCAGGCACAAAACGCCAUUGGGAAGUAUCACCAGUAUUCUCUUUGGGGAAAAGAGAUAUCAGUGCAACUGCAGCCGACAGAUGCUUUGCUGUGCAUUACCAAUUUACCCACUUCGUUUACCUUGGAAGAGUGUGAAGAACUUGUGCGUGCCUAUGGCAAUGUUGAGAGGUGUUUCUUGGUCUAUAACGAAGUUACUGGCCAUUCCAAGGGCUACGGCUUUGUGGAAUACAUGAAGAAGGACUCCGCUGCCAAGGCCAGGCUGGAACUUCUGGGGAAGCAGUUGGAGGAGAGCACUCUCUUUGCACAGUGGAUGGACGUGAACCAGCUCACCCCAAAUCUUAUUCACUCUAAGUGCCUUUGUGUGGAGAAAUUUCAGAAAGACUGUGCUGACUCCAAAGAACUGAUCCAAGCUUUCUCCCUGAAGUAUAAACCUGUGUUCUGCCAGCGUUCGUCACUCUGCUGAAUGGAGAGCAGGCACAAAACGCCAUUGGGAAGUAUCACCAGUAUUCUCUUCGGGGAAAAGAGAUAUCAGUGCAACUGCAGCCGACAGAUGCUUUGCUGUGCAUUACCAAUUUACCCACUUCGUUUACCUUG
Molecule: messenger RNA, 873 nt
Organism: Pezoporus flaviventris
Lineage: Eukaryota; Metazoa; Chordata; Aves; Psittaciformes; Psittacidae
Product: ribonucleoprotein PTB-binding 2-like
Exons: 4
Coding region: 17-742 (241 amino acids)
Cellular component (GO): cytosol
Molecular function (GO): mRNA binding
Source: RefSeq, a predicted model, not a curated record